Messenger RNA from Akanthomyces muscarius, 297 nucleotides. RefSeq lists its product as uncharacterized. Lineage: Eukaryota; Fungi; Ascomycota; Sordariomycetes; Hypocreales; Cordycipitaceae. The record is from RefSeq and is a predicted model, not a curated record. The coding region runs from base 1 to 297 and encodes 98 amino acids. The transcript is spliced from 3 exons.
AUGCUUUCAUUGCCUCUUUUCGUCCUCUAUUGUGGCGCUUCCAUGGCCACCCUAAUCCAGGUGCGACAAGCAGACGACCUAAGUGCAAGAGUCAAAGCCCUUGAGGACUACCUUGCGGAACCAGAUUCUUCCUGCGUGAAAGAAUGUGGUGACACGUGGGAUAGCUGUGCAGACAAGUGCCCAAUAGACUUCACCUCGGAAUAUUCUGAUUUUGCAUUUGAUGCUUGUCUCUCUGAUUGUGACAAAGAUGAGAGUCUGUGCAACGCAAAGUGCGACAAAUCGUUUCCGCCCAAAUGA